AAAGCGUCGAAGUGGUGCUGGUCCAUGACACGAAUGAAUUCGCCUCGUAAUCUUUUAUUAGAAUUUUAUUUACAGUUUACAGUAACUAUUAAUCUCCUUUGGGAAGACUGAAGGCUCAUCCAUAUUACCCAACGUUUGUGCCAGGUCAUUGGCCUCGGCGGGUCAUGAUUGAGGUCACUUGGUGGGUGACAAAGUAGAGGAGCCCAACCCUCGGUAAAUUAAACAUCAGAAUGUAUUGGUGAAUGCCAAGAUUAUCACGAUGGAUGUAGAUGUUAGUGGAGCCAGCGUGUCUGACAGUGAGGGUUGUGGGAGCACCCCUUCUUCUUCUGGUCAUCUCUCGGGACAGAGCAGUGGUGGAGGAGGCAAGUUAAAAAGAUCAAGUAGUGCCCCCAUGAUCAACCAACUUGUACCCCAGGGUCCUGUUUCAGCACCAACAACAGCUUCUGCAACUAGAGAAAUGGUAUCGAAUGAGGUUCAUGGAGCUCAGCCUCGUGUCCGACGGUUUAGUGCAUCAUUUGGACCAGUAUCACCUCUUUCACCAGGAAGUACUCGCGGCAGUGGACCUCUUCGUGUUUGCCAACUACGUGUUGAAGAAGGAAUGGAUGUUGUUAACCGAGAAGCUGCACACGAGAGAACUGUUCAGUCAGCAUUACAGAUUACAGAUUCUUUAUCUCAAUCUUGGGAAGACUUAACUCUGACUGAAGAUGUUGGAAGACCAAAGUCACAUAGUAUAAGUGGUGGAAGCAUACCUACAAGCAUGGCUACAUCUCUAAGUGUUCCCAGCAGUGUAUCCCAUAGUGUUCCUGGAACAGUAUCAGGAGCUAUGUCAUCUAUGCGAAGAGAUUUUGCUGAUCCAUUGCACUUAACUAUAGUUCCAACUGUAGUACCUUUAACAGGAUGCGGUGCUUCUCCUACUCGUGGAGUUGGGCGACAGUGUUUUUCCCCAUCACUUCAACAGCAUGUACGAAAUACAUCCUUUUGUCCUUCACCUUCACCUACUAAAAAGACCUUUGCCACAAGGAGAAGUCUCAGUCCUAUUGCUCUUCGUCCUUCACCUCUAGGAGGUCUCAAGCGCAAGUGGGAAGUGGAUGAGCGUUGUGAAUCUUUUCUGACGCCAAGUAAACGAGCAUCUACUUGUAAUCCAGAAAGAUGCGGUGGGGGUCUCCUGAUAACCCAGCCUCACAGUCUUGAAAGCACACCCAGCCCUGCAGGUCCAGGGUCAUUAGGGAGUGUUGGUACACCAGAGUCCAUAUGUUCAUCAGGUUCCCCUGGAUUAUCUGCACCUCCAUAUUCUCCUGCUUCUCUUAGUGAGACUCCUGCCCAAACCCCAGACCCUCCACCACAUUUGUUCAAGCCAGUUUCACCUGCACUUGCCACCGAUCAAACAUCGUCGUUUGGUAACCAAAACCACGGGGACAGAUUUGGAAGUCAGGAGCACAGUAAUCGUUUCAGUAGUCAGAAUCACAGUGAUCAGUUUGGUAGCAGGGAACACAGUGACAGGUAUAGAGAGCAAGAGUCAAGGGAGCAGUUUAUGAGACAGCAACACAGAGAUCAGUUUGGGAGACAAGAUCAUCAUGGCUCAGGAGACAGUGACAGAUUUGAGGGUGAUGAACAAGUUAAAGGUGACACCAGUGACGGUAGCAGCAGUGAUGCUAUGAUAACUGAAGAUGUACCUUCUAGUGAUCUCAAAAGUUACCAAGACAUGGAUUUAAGUGAAUCGCUAACACAUCCCCCUCUCAACAUAUGACAUCACCUUUGACUGUUACACCCAAAGCUUACAUCGGUAUCUCUGCUGCAAGUUGUAGAAGGGAACCUGUGUAGCAAGUGUUAACAGUUACGUGAUGUUUACUAUAUUAUUUAGUAUUGCUUUUCAAAGUUGUACAGUAUAUGUGUCUGACCGUAUGCAUUGAGUAUUUAACUGGGAAUUUAAAACAAAUAUAUAUACAUAUAUGUAUUUACACUUCCAUCGUAUGAAUUGCGUUACAUGGUAAACAAAUGGUUAGUGAAAUAGAAAAAUCCCCGUACAUGCAUACACAGCAGAUAAACCAACGUAGUUAGUUCCAGUAAACACAUAUUACAUGCAUUUAGGAUACAUGCAUAUCAUACACACAAUAGUACCAAUAUAAACAGUAUAUAUUUAUAUAUAUUAAAAUAACCAACUUCAUUAUAACAGUGAGAUCCAAUGGCUCAGUGAUUGUGGGCUUGGGGUUGGUCAUUUUAAUAUGUAUAUGCAUAUUUUUACAUGCAUACAUAUAUAACUGCAUGUAUGUGUGCAUAAUAUGGUUUCACCUAGAGAUGUAAAGAAUCCUUGCAGGGCUAACCGUUAUAAAAAAAUGUAUCGACAAAACUGAGUCGAAUUUUACCAUCUUCCUAUAUUUACUUGUAAUUUAUUUAUAUGAGUAAAUUCCAUGAACAUUUUGAAAAAAUGUUUGAGUGUACAUACAUAUCUCCACAUUUUCAUCCUUCAUUUGGUCAUCCUCAUGAGCAUUAUUUUAUUUACAAUUUCAUCAAGCUCUUUAGAAUGGUAAUUCACUCAUGUUGACAAUUAUUUUCAUUAAUUCAUGAAUGUAAUUCAUUCAUAUUUUUCUUCUCCACUCCUCACUCAUCAUUGAGGUAAUUCAUUUAAAAGUGGCUGAAAGUAGCAAUUAAUGUGUGUAUAUUGAUCUGUUACAUGUGUUCCUAUCAUGAAAGUAUUGUUUUUUGUUUGCUUCACUCACUUAACUUGAUAUUUGUCUUUCAUACAGUAUAUACACAACUGUUUUUGUGAGAAGAUAUAUUUUGCAAAAGGAGAAAAGGUAAAAUAGUCCUGUUAAUAUAAUGCAAGCCUACAAUGCUUCAUUAAAUCUUUGUUUAGAUUGAUGUAUCAUUGUUUUAUGCCAUGUUUUGAACCCAGAAUGAAACUCCUGGGACUACACUAAGUGUAUACUGGUAAGGUGACUUAUUGUAAUCUUCUUGCAUUAUGGAGAUGCUUCAUAUUAGUUUUACUCUUGUUAACUUUGAAGGCAUAAAUCAUGAUAAUGUUUUAUUUAUAUAUUUAUUAGAAAUGAAUGCCCAGUAGCUUUGUCUUCAAAUCAAUUCCACUUCCUCACCCCUUGUUGUCUUGCAUAUUUUUUUCUUUAUUUCCAAUUCCAGUAUAAUGUUCCCAAAAGAGAACUACAUAUUAUGAAAUAUAACUUGCCAGUGAUUAUUAUACCUAAUAAAAUGCACAAUAAAGUUGACCUCCUGUAAUUUUCAAGUUUUAUGAAUCUCAUGGCUGUUUGUGUAUUCCUGAUGCAGAUUGUAAUAAUGAAUAGCUAAAGUUACUCACUUUUCAUGCAGAAGUAAGCUUGUUAUAGAAUCCGUUGUUCCUCUUAAUUUAUAUAGGAAAAACUUAACGUACAGCUUAUUACUAAAGUUUUCUUCUGAAACAAGGUGGAACAUAUUCCUUUCCUUUAGUAAUACUUUGAAGUCUUUGGAUUGUAAUUUUGAUAAUGACACUUGGUGUACUUUAUGUGCUCUUCAUAUUAACUCGUUAUUGAUGUGCUGUUAUAGUGAAUGUGAUGAACAUUAUUAUCAUUAAUGACUACCUCUACUUUUCUAAUAACUAAAUUGCAUUAGCAGUCCCCUUUGUUAAUAUUUUAUUUUUGUCUGAUAAAGUUCUAUUAAAGUUUCAAAAACUUU
Macrobrachium nipponense is the source of this 3660-nucleotide messenger RNA. Its product is annotated as PPP2R1A-PPP2R2A-interacting phosphatase regulator 1-like. The record is from RefSeq and is a predicted model, not a curated record. Gene Ontology annotation, molecular function: protein serine/threonine phosphatase inhibitor activity. Lineage: Eukaryota; Metazoa; Arthropoda; Malacostraca; Decapoda; Palaemonidae. The coding region runs from base 260 to 1747 and encodes 495 amino acids. The transcript is spliced from 6 exons.